Pongo pygmaeus (Bornean orangutan) is the source of this 5151-nucleotide messenger RNA. Its product is annotated as proline-rich protein 36-like. Gene Ontology annotation, cellular component: SAGA complex. The coding region runs from base 3205 to 4449 and encodes 414 amino acids. Lineage: Eukaryota; Metazoa; Chordata; Mammalia; Primates; Hominidae. The record is from RefSeq and is a predicted model, not a curated record. The transcript has 5 exons.
UCCUUAGUUUGCCAGCUAGAGACAAGCUUAAAGUGAUCUCCAAAGCCAUGACUGGGUUUGGUGUAUAGAAAACAGAAGAAUGAAAGGAGAAAGGGCCCAACAGUGGGUUUGUUUUUGUGGGUUUUUUUUUUUUUUUUUUUUUUUUGAGCUGUCAUGGGGCUCCUGACCUGCCCCUGAACUCCAACAGACAAGCUUUCUCUAAUUGACCCAGGCAAGAGAGGGGAGGGAUUGGAGGAGAAAGAUGGGAUAGGCAGGCCUGGGAAAGGUCACCUACCUGCUGGCUCCAGGCCAGUCUUGAAGGCGCCAGGGGUUCUGGCCCAGUGCAGCCCACAGGCCUCCAGCAGCCCGUGCACUCCAGGCUCUGACCACAAGGCCAGUCUGGAGGGAUGUGUGUGGGCAGAGUGAAGGGGCAGGGGUGGAGCAGAGCAUGGAUGCAUAGAACAAGAAAGAACAAGGACACUGCAGUCCCAUUGCCCUGGGAGCCAGCCCCAGCUUCAUGGCUCCCUGGGGACCUCACAGAGCAUCGAUAGAAGAUCCUAGAAGAACCACAGCCCCUGGCAGGUACUUUUCUUUCCAUGGGUUUUAAAGAGGCUCCACAGACGGAGGCUUCACAGACAGAGGCCAGAGGAGGUUGAGGCUUGGAAGCCACAGGGCCCUGUGGAAGCAGGGCAUCCCCCCACCCUCCUCGUUCUUUGUCCUCACUAUUUAAAGUCUAGGAUCAAGCUGGGCAUGAGACGGGUAAACAACCAUCUGAGUAAAGGUGAGUCUCCCAAGCCUUCCCAGAGUUGCGUGAGCUCAGAGGCAAGCAGGGAAAGCUGAGACAUGGGGUUUCCAGGCAGAGGAGAGGCUGCUUCCCUGCCAGGGCCACAGGCCUCUCCUCCCUCCUCUGGGCCCCUGGUGAAUCCCCAUGACUGGCAGGUCCUCAGGCUACUAGCUCCGCCCCUGCCCUCAGCAACCUUCAGGAGGCCCUCUUGACUCAGACUUUGCAUUGCACUCUAGUAAAAACCAGCCUGAACAGCAGGGGGUGGCACAGAAAAGAGGCAAGAAUGUGAGAUUUAUAGAGUGGUAGCAAGAGAAUAGAAAAUCCCAGGCAGCAGUUUCACAUGACCAGAAGAAGGAAACUUGAAAUAGCUGCAUGUGCCAAGGGCCAAUAAGUCCCUGAAAAAUAGGAUGAGGACCAAGCUGGCUACGACCAACCAGACACAACAUGGCGCUGUAUUUGAUGUAGGUUUCACCUAGGAUCUUAUUGUAUGAUCAGUAACGUAUGAAACCAUACACCCACCAGUGCCAAGACGGCUCCAGGAACACCUGUAUUUGGGUGUAAAUUGUGGCACCACGGUCUUGAGAAAUCUUUACCUUUUCCUGGAACCUUCAUGAAUAUAUACCCCUCUUUAGUUAAAGAAGCCCAUAAAGGUCAGCCCCAAACCUUGUAGGGCAUGAACACUCUCUUGAGGACCCCCACAUUCCUCUUCUUGAAUGAGUCCUUUCGCUUUGCCAAAAGUCUCCCUACGUUCAUGACUUUCUGACUCGUCCUUAAAUUAUUUCUGGCAAAGGUGUCAACAGCCCGGAUACUGAUCGAGGUCGAUAUCCCACUGGUCUUUGAGGACCUCCCCUAGGCCACCGGUAUCUGGCGGGGGUUAGGGACACUGAGGAUCAGGCUCCAGCAGGGCUGUCCACUGUGCCUGCAGAGGCAAGAAGGUUGGUCACAGGCAGCCCAGGGCAGGGAGUGGGGUAGGGAGGCUGGGGCCAAGGCCCACUCACGUCUUCUAAUUCCAAGUCUUCUAGUAUUUCCUCCGUGCUCAUCCGGCACAGCCAGAUCAGGUCACCCAAAGCAGUGACACCUCACAGCUACCAAGGCAUGGGGCCAGAGAGAAAUACAGAGUCAGGCAUCACAAGCCUCCUCCAGCCUCAGCCCUGAAUACCAAGAUCAGCACUUGGCUGCCCUGGCCUGGAUUGCACAACUGGGCACCCUCUUCCCAGAGCUGGACCAGGCUGGGGCCAGGGGACUGCACUCACCUAGGGCAUUGGCCCUCUAGGGGCAGAAGCUGCCCUGGUUCUUCCGGAAGGAACUCCUCUGGCAGAUCACGUGAGCCCUUAGGGGGCAGCCAGGGUUGGGGCAACACAAGGACCCGUCUUCAUCCUGUCCCAGGCAGCAGGCAAGUAAGAGACAAGGAGGGAGAGGGAGCUGGCAGCAAGCCCCUCUGUUCAGCAGGCACUGUUCUGGGCAUUACACAGCUCCAUCCCGUGAGGCAGGGGUGACUCUUAUUUGCAUCUUACAGACGAGGAAAUGGACGUGGGGGUUUAAAAUCCUUGCCCCCUGGGACUAAGCUGGUGAAGGUCCUGUGAGCAUCAGCAGCGAUUGAUUGAGUCACAGCCUCACCACUGCAGCCAGACCUGAACUUCCUCACAGCUCAGCAACACCCAGCAGGUCACUGAAUCUCCACAGAGCAAGUCCUCUACUCACAAUUAGCAGGAGCUCAGUAGAAGGCGCCCAUUGUCCAUUAUUUUAUUAACUAUUUCUUGGCCGUCAGCUCUGUGUAAGAUUUUGUUCUACAGCAGUGACAAGAGCUGCCCUCGGGCAGUUCAGUGCAAAGGUUGGGGUGGGAGAGACUAAUGAGAGCCAUAAAGACGAAGCAAGUAACAUAAAGUAUUCAGGAAAAGGAGCGGAUGGGGAAGUACAUAAGAGGUGCAAUUUAAUUUUAUAUUUUUAGAGACAGGGUCUUGCUCUUUUGCCGGGGCUGUAGUGCAGUGGAGUGAUCAUAGCUCACUGCAGCCUCCAACUCCUGGGUUCAGGCGAUCCUCCCACCUCAGCCUCCCCCAUAGCUGGUUCUACAGGCAUGUGCCACCAUGCCCGGCUUAUCAGAGCUGCAAUUUUAAAUCGGGAGCCUGGGAAGACCGCCCUGUGGAGGUGGCAGGUUAUCAAGACAGAAGUUGUAGAGAAGAACCUUCCAGUCAAAGGGAAAAGGCAGGUCCUGCUGUGCUCAGGAAUGGCCAGAACUACUAUCAUCCCAUCUUAGAGAUGGGGACAGGGCCGCAAAAGUGUCAGGGCGUUUCCUGAUUCCUCAACAAACAGCUGGAUCCGAAGUCGUCUGGAAGAUCGAGCCUCCGUGCCCGGGGCGGACCUCACCUGGAGCGCGUGGGCGCGCAGGGCGCACAGGCCUCUAGGUCCCAGGGUCCGGCUCAGGCUCAGGCUUGGAGUCAGCAAUGGGACCUGCGCGGCGCCCUGGGGCAGAGGAGGCCCGAAGGCCAGUGGCCAGUGCGGUGCGGCGGGAGGAGGUCGGGGCGCAGCAGGAAAGGGAGGCCCGCACAGAGCGAGGGUGCCAGGCCCACUCCAACCGCGGCAGGGUAGGGGGGCAUCAGGGCGGCUCCGGGCGGGUGUCGGACCCUAAACCCCGGCCACUAGCGGCCGCCCGGUCUUCUUCCUUACUCGAAGGGCGGCACGGCGGGCGGGAAGCUGUGCACCAAGAGCGCUAUCUCCCUGGGGAGGAGAACGGGAAUAUCCCGCCGCGCUCCACCGCGAGUCCCUUCCAAUCCCACCCGAAAGCGAGGUGCUCAUUCCCGGCUUCAGCAGAGUCCCAGGCCCCGCCCCUGCCUGAAGUCACGCCCCCUGCACCUGUCCACCUCAGGCCCUGCCUCCCUCCCAGGUACCCACCCACCUGUCCCCCAUCCUCUCCCUCCUGCGCUCCAUCCGACCCCAGCGUGCCCACCAAGACCCCUACGCUGGACUCCAGCCUGGGUCAUCACCCCGCCCCAGCCCGCUCCUUCCGGGAAUUCCACCGCCGAGAUUCCCAGCGCACUGGCUCCCCGUCACGCGCCUCCUCUGCGACAGGCCUCGUCCCCUCCCCAGACGCCCCACCCUUGUCACAGGCCUGGCGGGUCCCUCUCAUCAGGCCUGUGCCUCGCGGGGUCCGCCGCCUUCUCCAGGAAGCCUUCCUCAAGCCACAGAGACCCUCCCCGUCUCACCAGGCGUGCAAUGGCGCGAUUCAGCUCGCUGCAACCACUGCCCUGACCCCCGGGGCUCAAGCGAUUCUCCUGCCUCAGCCUCCCCAAGUAGCUGGAAUUACAGCAGCCAAGAUCGCGGGUCUCUACGAUGACUCGGAGCCACCCCGGAAGACCGUGCGCAGAGGGGUGCUGAUGACCCUGCUGCAGCAGUCGGCCAUGACCCUGCCCCUGUGGAUCGGGAAGCCUGGUGACAAGCCCCCACCCCUCUGUGGGGCCAUCUCCGCCUCAGGAGACUAUGUGGCCAGACCUGGAGACAAGGUGACUGCCCGGGUGAAGGCCGUGGAUGGGGACGAGCAGUGGAUCCUGGCUGAGGUGAUCAGUUACAGCCACACCACCAACAAGUAUGAGGUAGAUGACAUCGAUGAAGAAGGCAAAGAGAGACACAGCAUGAGCUGGCGCCGAAUCAUCCCGCUGCCCCAGUGGAAGGUCAACCCGGAGACACCCUGAGGCCUUGUUCCAGAAGGAGCAGCUCGUGCUGGCCCUGUAUCCCCAGACCACCUGCUUCUACCGUGCCCUGAUCCAUGCACCCUCACAGUGGGUAAAGCAGCCUCCAUGGGAGAGGCCAUGGGUGAUGUCAGGAACAGGCUGAUCAGACAGGCGGGGGGUCCUUGUUUGGGCCAGGGCAGGGCAUGGAGCCCAGGUGAGGCAGGAAAGGUAGUCAAGGAGACAACCACCUUCUCAGGAUGCUGCGGCCUUGGUGACCGCACGGCCAACACAGUAAGCCUCAGCAUUUGCCUGAUCACUGAGCUCAAGCAAAGCUAUCUUCAGUAGGGACUUUCCCUUUGGAGAACAUGUGCAUUUUCAUUUUACCUGUCCUCAAACUGACCCUUUGCUCAUUUUAAUAGUAAAAACCACACCCCUGGGUGGAGAUUUAAAAUGCUAAUGAGAUAUGCAUCCUAGGAACAAGCAUGUAUAGCAAAUGCCCAUGUGCACCCAGAGGACCACCCAGAACAUGCUUACUAGUGACGCCUCUUCUCACCCAUUAUGAACAGUUGUGUAAGACUCCCAUAACGGGAGUUUUUCUUGCAGUAAUCAACACUGUCCCACCCUGAGGAGCAGCCCAUUCUGAACUCACUCAAGGUGUAUUGUCUAUUCUGCACUUAACUUUCAAAAUACUGUUUUGUUUUGCAAUAAGUUACUCCAUGCUGC